AAGGGAGGCGUUUCCAUGCUUCCCUUCUCCCAUGUCUGCAUAAAUUCGGGGAUGUGAGUCCACUCCAGGCAUUGGAAGGGAACACAGCUGUAGGUGUCAUUUCUCACCAAGAAGAGUUUCCCACCAGCUGAGGACAGAGAAGCCAAAAUGAAAAUCCUCUUGAGCCUCACUGCCUUCUCUUUCACACUUGCCUUGUGUCAGGGAUACUGCAUGUUUAGCCAGCAUGAAGCACAGAUUAAAGAUGGUCAACCGGUGCUGCCCACCGAGUGUACUGAUCCCUAUGAUGGGAGCAAGCAUUCAUUCGGCUCCGAGUGGAAUACAGCGCAGUGCAUGAAAUGCACUUGUGAUGAAAGUGGAAUGGAGUGCUGUGCCAGGUACGGUGGUACUGUCGAUGUUCCGGGAUGUAAAGCAGUGGUAAAUCCAAACACAUGUAAAUAUGAGUUGUAUAAACUGGACGAUCCCUCCAAACCCUGUUUCUGAGCUUUACAAAUUCCACCCAAAUUACUUUCAUGUAAGAGAAUCUGAAUAAAUCAGUCAUAUGUGCAUUUC
Molecule: messenger RNA, 549 nt
Organism: Lacerta agilis (Sand lizard)
Lineage: Eukaryota; Metazoa; Chordata; Lepidosauria; Squamata; Lacertidae
Product: small serum protein 2-like
Exons: 4
Coding region: 148-480 (110 amino acids)
Source: RefSeq, a predicted model, not a curated record